Lingula anatina is the source of this 6176-nucleotide messenger RNA. Its product is annotated as protein mono-ADP-ribosyltransferase PARP14. Gene Ontology annotation, biological process: negative regulation of gene expression. Gene Ontology annotation, molecular function: transcription corepressor activity; NAD+ poly-ADP-ribosyltransferase activity. Gene Ontology annotation, cellular component: cytoplasm; nucleus. The record is from RefSeq and is a predicted model, not a curated record. Lineage: Eukaryota; Metazoa; Brachiopoda; Lingulata; Lingulida; Lingulidae.
AUGUCACAACUUAAUAACCUUAACUGCCCGCCAUCUAGCUCCGGUACAACUGGAAGUGUUUUAGAAGUUACGGAAUACCCACCCAGGACAGACGAAGAGACGAUCGACCUUUAUUUCAGCCGCAAUGAAUUUGGUGCCCCAGAUAUAACGGCAAUCACUAUCUCUAAAAAGCGCAGCGCUAUAUAUGUGACAUUCGCAAAUGAGUCAGAAAGGGCAAAAGUUUUGCGGGAAAAACGCCACACCAUUCGCGGCACCCUUGUCUCUGUGAGGCCAGUAAGCUGCGUUCCAGAGGACAGUGUGGAUUCUGUAGACGACAGGAGCGUUCUUGUGAAGGGUAUUCCACCUGGCACCAGCCGAGAAACGGUGUCACAUUUCCUGGAGAAGUUGGCUGGUCCUGAUUUGGCCGUUGUUGGGGCUCACACUGGCAUUGAUCCCACCUCCUCAGUGCUUACUUUUGAUGGAGAAAUAAGCGAUAGAGUAUUCACAACUAUGUCACAGAACGUCUCGAAAGAAAGUUUUCUCGGAACUUUUCUCACAGUGGAGCAAGUACAGAAACCUAAUGCUGUUCUUGUCAAAGGGAUCAAAGACGAACAGUAUUUCAAGCAAAAAUUGGAAUAUUAUUUCGAAAGCAAAAAGAGCAGGGGUGGAUCGGUCAAGGACGUUGUCAUACUAAGAAAUAGGAAAGCUGCUGUUGUUACGUUUCAAGAAGCAGACGUUGCAAAGAGAGUUUCUGAGAAUUCACACACCCUCGAAGGUAUCCAGUUGCAUGUCAGUGUCUAUUACCGUGAAAUUGGAUAUGAAGAAGAUGACGACGAAGAAGAUACCGGAGAUUCCUGGACGUUAGAGUUCCCUUGCGACCCACACAUUGUAUCCUUCUUAAGUGAACGUCCUGCUCAAAAGCGCCGUUUGGCUGAUAAUCUUAAGCCGAUUCAUGGGUCACUCCCUCAAUCCUGGAUAGAUGUCACCAGCAACCAAAUACGCGUCGUGGCCGACGAAAGUAAACGGAUGGACAGGAAAGAGAAGUGGGAAAAGAAAUGCGCCGAAGUGGUUCAAGAGUUUCUUGAUAGAUUUACUUCAAAAUCAGUCCAUUUUCCUGAUUACGUUUGGUCUAGGAUUGAAGAGGAGUGCGAAGUGCAUACCAUUUAUUACCAAGAGUUAAUAGAUGUACAGGCCGCCCCUGCGUCUCACGACGUCCGAGUAACUGGUGUUGAAGACGAAUGCCAAAAGAUCUUCAAAGAUUUUGCUCGAAUUCAGAGGGAGGAGAAGAAAAAAUCCAAAAAAGAAGAAAAAGAAAUAACCAAAGUUUUGACUGAUAAGAACAAAACCAAAUUAGCCCUCAUUGAAAGUGUAGGUGUUGCUGGUGUUCCAGCUGGGGUUGUCGUCAUGAUUCGAGCAAAUGAAGGGGAAAUUGAAUUCAAAGGAAAGGCCACUCUGGUGGAGAGAGCUGUUACUAAAUUCUUGGACGUUCUUACUUCAAUUAAAGAAAACAGCAUCCAUGUCACUGAGAAGCAUUUUGCCAGGAUUUUGGCGUCAAAAGGAGGCGGGGAGAAGGUCCGAUGUAUACUCAAAAAAGCUGGUUUAGACGUCGUUCAUGAAGUCACGGGAAAGGCAUCUGAAUGUAUGAUGCGUUUUUAUUCAUUUCACCCUGAGGCAACGGAAAAAGCUGCAGAGGUCAUCCAAGCCAGUCUUACUACUCAAAGUAUCCCCGUGCAAAAAUCUAAGCUUUCAUACUUGCACACCGAUCCUUGGGAGACCCUGCAGGAAAACCUGGCCAAAGAUUUGUGCGUUUUGAUGGAGGUUACAGACUUACGAGAUACGAAAACCGUUGCGGUAUAUGGUUUUAGCGAUGAUGUUAAAGAGGCUUCGAAGCAGAUAACCGUUCAUUUGGGACAAAAAACAGUCGCAAGCGAAACUAUGUCGAUUCUCCCUGGUCAAGCAGAAUAUAUUAUCAAAUUUAAAGUACCCGAGAUUAAGGAUUUGGAGAAGAAGAAAGGAGUGCAAAUUAUGAUUAAGAAAAUCGGGGAGUUAAUCAUCCAGGGCCCAACGGAUAAAAUCCGGGAAGUUGAAUCAUCACUGACGGCAAUUGUUGACAAAAUUAAAAACAAACAGGUUGCCAUCAAACAGCCAGGAAUGGUCACUAGCAUGCAGAGUGGUUCCGGACGCAUUUUGCUGGAAAACCUUGAGAAGAAGAACAGUGUUUAUAUAGCUAUCAAAACGGCAGCUUCCACCACGACAACGUCAACAACGGCGAGUCCAACGCCAACUGGCAGCUUUACCACACCUGAAGGCAUAAAUAUAACUUUGGUCGAAGGAAAUAUCGAACAAGAAACGGCCGAUGUUAUAGUGAACAGCAUCAAGUUCGACAUGGAUCUUAGUGCCGGGAAUGUUUCUGCUGCCAUUGCUCAGGUUGCUGGCCCUCAGCUUCAGCAGGAAUGCACAAAGAUAGGGAAAAUGUCAGCUGGAGAAAUGAAGAAGACGGGUGGCUUCAAUCUUCAAUGCAAGGAAAUCUACCAUGUCGUCUGUCCGGAUUGGGAACCAGGAAAAGAACAGACGCUAUCCAGUCUUAUGUCCCAGUGUUUAGCACAAGCACACCAGGAUGGAGUGUCAUCCAUAGCAUUUCCAACUAUUGGAACUGGAAACCUGAAGUUUCCGAAAGAAGUUGUCGCUGACGUUAUGUUUAAGGAGACCGUGCAAUUUAGUGCAAACAACUCGCAGACCAAAGUCAAGGAUAUUCGAUUUGUUCUCUAUCCCCAAGAUGCGCAAAGUAUCACUUCUUUUAAGAUGAAAUUGUUAGAAGUACAGGGGCGGCCAAAAACCGUGCGUAUGCGUCGAAGAGUUGCAAAACCAAAUACACCUGGGCUUACUUUAAAGUCAAUAUCAGCGACAUGCACUGAGACCGAUUAUCAUGGCGUUACCAUUCAAGUCCAACAGGGUGACCUCACCAAAGAUAAAGUUGAUGUCAUAGUAAAUACGUCAGAUGACAAAUUGAACUUUGGAAAGCUGGGUGACCACAUUGUGCAGGAAGGUGGUCAGAGCAUAAAGGACGAAUGUGACCAACAUGCCGGCAAUGUACAGAAAGGACAGAUAAUUGUAACAGGUGCUGGAAAGUUGCCGUUCAAAAAGGUAUACCACAUGAUUUUAACACACAAAAACUUGAUACACCAAUCCGUGGAAAAGUGCUGCGAACUGGCGGAGAAAUUCCGAUGUUCUUCCAUAAGCUUCCCUGCCAUUGGGACAGGAAAUGCGAACGUGCCUGUGGCCGAGUCAGCCAAAGAGACGAUUGACGGCAUUCUUGGCUUUGUUGAAAAGACAAAACCGCCUCAUCUUCGGCGCAUACGUCUCACUAUAUUUGACCAAAGACAGGUGGGACAGUUCCACAGUGAACUCAGGUGUAGGGGAACGGCGCCGGUGACUGGGGCAGCCGCAGGCAUUUCAAUUAAGUCGGAGAAGCCUAACUUUAUGGAGCUGUCUUGUAAUGCAGUUACUGUUCAAGUCAAGCAGGGCAAUGUUAUGGACGACACUGUUGAUAUUAUUGUGAAUACUGUUGACUCCCAACUUAACAUGGGAGUACUUGGCGCUCAUUUGGUAAAAGCCGGAGGUGACGAUAUCAAUAAAGAACUACAAACUAAAAAGAGACAUGCACAGAAGGGCGCAGUUUUAGAUACAACACCUGGCACACUUCCUUUCAAGAGAAUUUACCACGUGGUUAUUCCACCAGCCAAUCAGAUCCAUCGAAGCAUUCAACAGUGCUUAACUUUGGCUGAGAAAUUCAAAUGUUCUUCAAUUGCUUUUCCUGCCAUAGGAACAGGUAAAGCUCACGUGGAUCCGGCAGAGUGUGCCAAGGAGAUGUUGGGCGGUAUCUUUCAGACACUCCAAGAAAACCGUAUGCAAAAUUUGAAGGCGAUUUGUGUCACGGUUUUCGACCGAGGUCAAAUCCCGAUGUUUAUAGACGAAGCAAGAGCGCAGAGUAGUGGUACUGGUGUAGUUACAAGGGGAACUCGGAUAGGUCGUCGCCAAACCAUGCGCCAACGCCAAAACCUUACAGCUUUACAAAGAGUGAUACUUGAUAUAUAUGGAGCCAGCGAAAAAGUUGCCAAAACGGACAAAGACAUUGCAGCUUUUAUCCAACAGAACACCCAAAAGGAAACUAUUCAGUUGAAGGGACAGAAAUUAACACAAGCUGACAUUUCUGAAAUUCGAGACCUUGAGGUGGAACGAGGAGUAACAAUUACCAUAGAUACAAAUGCCUCAACCAUAGUGAUUGUGGGUUGCUCAAUGGAUGUUUCUCCGACUGUCAACACUAUAUACAAAAUAAUUCAUAAGAAGAUAGAAGACAGAGCAGAGGAGGAAAAAGCUACAGGACUCCAGCGGAACGUUCAGUGGUGUUGGAUAGCUGCUGCCGAUCAGAGUAGAGAGCCUUUUGAUAAAAUGACGAACUAUCGUGUGGAAAUGGCUCACAGAGCGAAGAAAGGGUCAGUGGUAUACGAGAUAGAAGGCAGUAAAUGUAGAUUGGAUUUCAGCACCAUGACGGAAACAGAUUGCAGUGAUGGUGUAAUUACCCAGGUUAUACGAGAGGUCAAAGACCAUUCCGUACCUGCUCAUUGGUCACCUCAACCACGUGACAAUAAUAUCCCACGUGUUGUACAUCUAGUUAAUAUAAAAGCUGGGGACCAGGAGUUUGACAAAGUUGCCGGGCAGUUCAACGCCGCCUUUGAUGCUGAUACCGUGCCACGAAAGAAAAUCACUCAACUGAUAAGAAUCCAGAAUCCAGAUUUAUACAAACAGUAUAAGACGUACAGUGAUAAACUGAAGCGUGAGAACCAGGGGGUGAACAAUGAGAUGUCACUUUUUCACGGAACGUCAGAAGAUAAGUGCGAUUACAUAAACCACCAAGGGUUCAACAGAAGCUUUAGUGGACUAAACGUUGGCGCCAUCUAUGGAAAAGGAGUAUACUUUGCCAAAAACGCCACCUAUUCUGCCGAUCCCAAGUACUGCACUCCUAAUACAGCUGGGGAGCAGUUUAUGUUCGUGGCCAAGGUACUUGUUGGAUCUUACACAAAGGGAGACCCCAAGAUGCUGACCCCUCCCCCGAAAGAUCCCCAGAGACCACUGGUGACAUACAACUCUGUGGUAGACAAUGACCAGACUCCGACCAUUUUUGUGAUAUUUUUUGACGCGCAGGCUUAUCCUGAGUAUCUUAUUAAGUUCCAGUCAUAGAAGUGGCAUAUACGACUCAGGUGUAACUACAGCACAAGCGCAAUCUCUGAAUGUAACAUUUCCCGAAAAAUGAUAUAUUAACGGAUUUUUCUGUACAGCUAUAUAUAUAUUCACACAUAGUUCUAGGUGAGAGAGGUGAUUAUGCAAUGCGCGCACAGUACUACAUUUAGCGGACCUUUAAUUAUGAACUGGAGGGUCACAUUAAUAGGCCAAUUUACGACCAAAAAUUUGAAGAAGUUGCACUUUUAAAGUUAUUUUUGGCUGAACGAGAGAUUAAUUUGGUUUAUGAUUUGGCAUGUCGACUAUGUUUUAGUCGUUUUCAAAUUUAGUAGUGCUUUUAAGCUUAAAAUAUGCAAUACUGGAAACCCACGCUCGCUUUAUAUGUACAGUAUCUUUAAAUGUUUCUGGUAGAGAAACAGUCCGUGACGAAUUCUAAAGAAGUAUAUCAUUAAAUUUACUGCCGCGCUUUUCGGGUUACUAGGUAUGUGAUUUAUUGAAUGUUCUGUGUCAAUGAAAGAUAAAUUAAAAUAAAAAACAGAAUGCUUGUUUCAGUCGUUUUAAAAUAAGUGUUCGUGCUUUCGUCGGUGCAUAGCUUGGGUUGUUAGGACUGGCAUUCACUAUGGGUUCGAACCAUUCUGGCAAUCCUGAAGGAAAAGCCUAAUGGUGACAGAUAUGGUGCCAUGUGCUAGUGCCAAUUUAGGCCAUAACUAGAAGUUCCACGUGGUAAUGCUGGUCAAUGCCCCAUCUCAACGUCUCCGCACAACACAGCAUUUCUUCAGCAUUCUGCAAAAGGUUGAGCAACUGGACUGAUGUGCUUAUUCUCCUGGUUUUUCUUAGCCAGAGAUAUAUUCACAUCAACAAACUGGUUGAAUCACUUAUUAGGGAUAGAAAUCGCCAUCCGGGUUCGAGGCAACUACACGAGAUCUUAACUCAGAGCUGGGAUUAUUCAUGGAAUAAUA